Messenger RNA from Cladocopium goreaui, 1732 nucleotides. The record is from the annotation of a GenBank genome assembly. Lineage: Eukaryota; Dinophyceae; Suessiales; Symbiodiniaceae.
UCAGAUUGACUCUCAGAUUCACCUGGCAUCGGCGCGGCAGAUUGGGUUGCCAGAAAUCGGAUUCAUUCAGGAUUGAGUUGGACAUCUUCCGGAAAGUCAGAGUUGUCUUCCAUCGCUCCACUUGUUCCUGGAUUUGAGCGCUUCUUCCCAAGACGACAAUGGCUCCCGUGGAGGAGGCGAAAUCAUCACGCCGCUUCAACUUCAGCGCUGGCCCCGCGAUGCUGCCGGACCUUGUUCUGGAUAAAAUCGUGGAGGAGCUUGGUGACUAUGAGGGUUUGGGCAUGAGCAUAUUGGAAAUGGGGCACCGAGACGCAGGUGGACCCGUCCAGCAAGUCUUGCAAGAGGCGACCGAUUGUGUUCGGCACUUGCUACGGGUUCCGGCGAACUAUGCGGUGAUUUGGCAACAGGGUGGUGCCCACGGACAGUUUGCGGCUGUGCCCUUAAACCUCCUUGGUGACAAGACACAGGCCGACUAUGUUGAUACGGGGGUUUGGUCCAAGAGGGCAAUGAAUGAAGCGGGAAAGUUUUGCACCACGCGAAUUUGUGCAGAAGUGCGGGAGAGGCAGGGGAAAGCGGAGGUCCCACCGGUGUCGGAAUGGGAUUUGUCUGACAAAUCUGCCUAUGUACAUAUUUGUGCAAAUGAUACGAUCAGUGGAGUGGAAUUCCUUGAGGAUCCAGAUGUCGGUGAUCGACUCCUUGUGGCAGACUUUACCUCGACUUUGCUGUCGAGACCGGUGAACAUCUCAAGAUAUGCUGCGUUGUACUGCUCUUCAGGGAAGAAUUUGGGGCCAGCAGGCGUUUGCCUUGUCAUCGUUCGCCGCGACCUUCUGGACAUGGCUUUGCCACGGACUCCAAUGAUUUUGCAUUGGAAAGCAUCAGCUGACACUUCACCCGUCGCAUCACUGGUGAACACGCCGCCAGUGUUCGCGAUCUAUGCUUGUGGCCAUGUUCUCAAGGGGCUGCGCAGGUCCUUCGGCGACUGCGGUACCCUGGAUACCGUCAGGCAACGGGUCACCCGCAGAGCGGAUGAUGUUUACAAGAUCAUCGACGAAUCUGAGGGGUUCUACAUCAACAAGGUGUCAUCUUCAUAUCGUUCCCAAACAACCAUUUGCUUCACCUUUGGCAGAGAUGCUGCUAAUCAGCGCGAGUGGGCUGGCAGUAUCACAGCCAAAGUGAAGUUGACGGAGCUUGAAGAGGCUUUCAUGAAAGAAGCCAAAGAGCGCGGAAUGAACGGCCUCGAAGGGCAUCCAGCAUUCGGUGGCAUCCGCAUUUGCCUUUACAAUGGCUUGCCUGAUAAAGCUGUUGAUGAGGCAUGUUAGCCGAGAGUGCCAGCAAAUUCCCUGGGCCGCUAGACUCUGCAGGUAUCGACCACAUCAAGUCGACAUCGGGAAUGAUGAUGGCUGUUGAAGGUGCUCCUUCUCUUGCAGGAUUUUGCCGUGGCCUUCGGUGGGAAAGCCAUUUGCGCGUUCAAACACGGUGGACUUUGUAACUGCAAGGCCUGUCAGUUCGACAGGGAAGCAAGUAAAUUGGAAGAUCUUUGGAGAGUACCUCGACUCGCUCCAACACGGAUGCGCUGAUCUGAGGACAGAGAAGCAGAUGCGGAGGUGUUGUCGAAGACAGACCAGCUGGAUAAGAUUGAGAGGAUGUGAACAGAUGGCAGGUGCAUUGCAUCAUACCUCCGAAGAAACCCGUUGAAAUUGAUGCCUGUUGAGAACUUUUGCACAGUUUGCCC